GUCCGAAUGAGCUUUAGCAAAAAAGAUUUCCCAAGCUCAAGUAAAGAAAAAGAAAGUUAUAUAUAUAAUUGUAGAAAUAAAAAAGAAAAAGAAAAAGAUCUCUAUUUUUAGUCUUAAAUUCUGAUCUCUCCGUGCCAUCAAACCACAAACCAGAGCUUAGUAGAACAGACUCAGUGUUUGUAUUUUCACUUGAAGGUCAAAUCUAAAUCCCCCGUCCAUGGAAUGGAACCUCCUAAUUUCUUCUCUUUUUAAAUUGCUUGUUUAUUUUAUUUGUCGAAAUUUUCUCCCUUCUUAUUCUUUGAUGAAUUGAGAUUGGAAAGAACAAAAUUGGGUUUUCUUUUAAUUACAGAGAAGUAAACAAAUAUUUAUGACGGGAGGACAAGGGGAUACCGGAAAUGGGAUUGAGGCGGUGGCUGGAUCAAAUAAUCCAAGACCGGAGACCGCAGCUCCACCAUCGGAAGGGGGUGGUCCGGCGGGUUCUGCAGCGGAGGCAGGUAAGAAGAAGAGGGGGAGACCGAGGAAGUAUGGGCCGGACGGGAAGUUGAAUGUGGCGGCACUGUCGCCGAAGCCCAUAUCGGCGUCGGCACCGGCACCGGCAGCUGUUAUUGAUUUCUCGGCGGAAAAACGUGGAAAAGUGCGGCCGGCGAGUUCCUUGACCAAAACCAAAUAUGAAGUGGAGAAUUUAGGUGAAUGGGUACCUUGUUCUGUUGGUGCCAAUUUUACACCCCAUAUCAUCACCGUAAGCAGUGGGGAGGACGUAACAAUGAAGGUUCUCUCAUUCUCUCAACAAGGACCUCGAGCAAUCUGCAUUCUGUCUGCUAACGGCGUGAUUUCGAGCGUAACGCUUCGUCAACCCGACUCCUCCGGUGGAACCUUAACAUAUGAGGGUCGUUUUGAAAUAUUGUCGUUGUCGGGAUCAUUCAUGCCGAGUGACAGUAUAGGAACAAAGAGCAGAAUUGGUGGAAUGAGUGUCUCCUUAGCAAGCCCAGACGGACGAGUUGUUGGUGGUGGAGUUGCUGGUUUGUUAGUAGCUGCAAGUCCAGUUCAAGUGGUUGUAGGAAGCUUUAUAUCUGGUAACCAACAUGAGCAAAAGCCGAAGAAGCCAAAACACGAUGUUGUAUUACCGGUUUCUACAUUUCCAAUCUCUAGUGUUGAACCAAAAUCAUACAAGACGACGACAACUAUGACAACAUCUUCGUUUCGUGCGGAAACAUGGUCACCUAAUGUAGUUCCAGAUUUAAGAAGUCAACCAACUGAUAUCAAUGUAUCAUUAACUAGUGGUUGAUAUAUAUUGUCGUUGUAUUGUUCAACCAUUACUGACCACAUCGUUGUCGAGGUUCUAUCCUGAGUAGGUGUCAUUGUUUGUUGUUUACGUUGAUGGACGAUUGACAAUUUUUUUUUUCUUUUUACAAGUAGUAUUUUAGUUUUGACACUCCUUUUUAGGUAGUAAUUGAAAGAUAUAUCAUUGUCUAGGGCUUCAACUAUGUUACGUAAUGUAGAAUAUAUAGUUUGAUUGCAAAAUUCUAGAUUCAACCUUUUAAUUUAAACUUGAUGGAUUCAGAUUUA
Molecule: messenger RNA, 1566 nt
Organism: Cucumis sativus (cucumber)
Lineage: Eukaryota; Viridiplantae; Streptophyta; Magnoliopsida; Cucurbitales; Cucurbitaceae
Product: AT-hook motif nuclear-localized protein 1-like
Exons: 5
Coding region: 368-1285 (305 amino acids)
Molecular function (GO): minor groove of adenine-thymine-rich DNA binding
Source: RefSeq, a predicted model, not a curated record